Messenger RNA from Castor canadensis (American beaver), 2613 nucleotides. Lineage: Eukaryota; Metazoa; Chordata; Mammalia; Rodentia; Castoridae. The record is from RefSeq and is a predicted model, not a curated record.
GUGAUAAAAAAGAAACCAUUUUAAGUUUACAGCAUGGAAAGCACAAAGGAGAAGAAUGACAAUCACAAAGAUAAUCUUUUGCUUCGUGUGGGACUUAAUGAUAAUAAAGCAGGAAUGGAAGGAUUAGAUAAAGAGAAAAUUAACAAAAUUAUAAUGGAAUCCACAAAGGGGUCCAGAUUUUAUGGAAAUGAGCUCAAGAAGGAAAAGCAAGUCAACCAACGAAUUGAAAAUAUGAUGCAACAAAAAGCUCAAAUUACCAGCCAGCAGCUAAGAAAAGCACAGUUACAGGUUGACAAAUUUGCAAUGGACUUAGAGCAGAGCCGGAAUUUGAACAAUACCAUAGUGCAUGUUGACAUGGAUGCUUUCUAUGCAGCUGUAGAAAUGAGGGACAAUCCAGAAUUGAAGGAUAAACCCAUUGCUGUAGGAUCAAUGAGUAUGUUGUCUACUUCAAAUUACCAUGCAAGAAGAUUUGGUGUUCGUGCUGCCAUGCCAGGAUUUAUUGCUAAGAGACUCUGCCCACAACUUAUUAUAGCCCCAAACUUUGACAAAUAUAGAGCUGUGAGUAAAGAGGUUAAGGAAAUACUUGCUGAAUAUGAUCCUAAUUUUAUGGCCAUGAGUCUUGAUGAAGCCUACUUGAAUAUAACAAAGCACUUACAGGAAAGACAAGACUGGCCUGAGGACAAAAGAAGAUAUUUUAUCAAAUCAGGAAACUCUGUAGAACAUGACAGAUGUGGAAAGGAAGUUAAUAAACUCAGCGAGCAUGGGCGGUCCAUCUCUCCACUGCUUUUUGAAGAUAGUCCUCCUGAUUUGCAGCCGCCAGGGAAUUCUUUCCAAGCAAACUUUGAAGAACAAAACAAUUCUCAAAUACUUCAAAAUUCCAUUGUUUUUGGAACAUCAGCUGAGGAAGUGGUAAAGGAAAUUCGUUUCAGAAUUGAGCAAAAAACAGCACUGACAGCCAGUGCAGGCAUUGCCCCCAAUACAAUGUUAGCAAAAAUAUGUAGUGAUAAGAAUAAACCAAAUGGACAAUACCAAAUUCUCCCCAUCAGACAAGCAGUGAUGGACUUCAUCAAGGACUUACCUAUUAGAAAGGUUUCUGGAGUAGGAAAAGUUACAGAGAAAAUGUUAAAGGCCCUUGGAAUUUCUACCUGCACAGAACUCUACCAACAGAGAGCAUUGCUUUCUCUUCUUUUCUCUGAAACAUCUUGGCAUUAUUUCCUUCAUAUCGCCCUAGGUCUAGGUUCAACAGACCUGGCAAGGGAUGGAGAAAGGAAAAGUAUGAGCGUUGAGAGGACAUUCAGUGAGAUAAGUAAAGCAGAAAAACAAUACAGUUUGUGCCAAGAACUUUGCAGUGAACUCGCUCAAGAUCUCCAGAAAGAAGGACUUAAGGGUAGAACUGUUACCCUUAAGCUGAAAAAUGUGAAUUUUGAAGUAAAAACUCGGGCAAGUACAGUUUCAUCCGUUGUUUCUACUGCAGAAGAAAUAUUUGCCAUUGCUAAAGAGUUGUUAAGAACGGAAAUUAAUUCUGAUUUUCCACAUCCCUUGAGAUUAAGACUUAUGGGUGUUCGGAUGUCUAGUUUUCACAGUGAAGAAGACAAGAAGCACCAACAGAAGAGCAUUGUUGGCUUCUUACAGGCUGGAAACCAAGCCCUGACAGCCACUGGGUGUGAACUAGAGAAAAUUGACAAAGACCAGUUUGUAAAACCUUUAGAAACAUCUCAAAAGAAGAGUUUCUUUGAUAAAAAACGAUCAGAAAGGAUAUGGAGCCAUCAAGACAAAUCCAAACAUGAAACUGUGGAUAAACAAAGUUUACAGACAUCACAACCAUUCCACAUUUUAAAGAACAUGAAUGAGAAUCUAGAAAUAUCAGAUUAUUCAGACAACUGUCAGUUAUUUACUUGUCCAGUUUGCUUUAGGGAACAAGGAAGAAUCAGUUUGGAGGCCUUUAAUAAGCACGUAGAUUCAUGUCUUGAUGGACUUUCAGCCAGUGAGAGUUCUAAAGUGUCCUCUUACUCAUGUGCUUCCUCUGCUGAAGUUAGCCAGAAAGAAAAUGCACAUCACUCCUUUUCACUUUGUGAGAAGCAAGAUUAUGAUGCCCAUCAGAACAAGGCAGGAGUGACUUCAGUAGAUUAUGUGGAUUUGGUAGAGACCAGAGGUAACUCAUCCCAUGCAGAAAGUGUGGGCACUUUCAGGAAUGAGCACAGCACAGAGGAGUGUUCUGAUCUCCCAAACAAGUCUUCUUGUCUUGGUUUAGUAGAAAAUGAAGAUGAAAUGUUGUUAAGUGGGCAAGGAUCCCUUCAACCUUGUAGAUACGAAGUGACAACUGGCCAAGUUCUCGUUUGUCCUGUUUGUCACCUGGAACAAAAGACUGCAGAUCUUGCACUAUUCAACGUGCAUGUGGAUGUUUGCUUAAAUAAAGGUAUCAUCCAAGAGCUGAGCCAUGAGGCUAGCCCAGUGAGCCAGCCCAGAGGACACUCCAGCAGUGCUGGUAACUCAAGCAGAGUACAGAAGACUGUAACAAAAGCAAAAAGGCCAGGACUGAUGACAAAGUACUCAGCAUCAAAGAAAAUAAAACCAAACAACCCCAGACAUACCCUUGACAUAUUUUUUAAAUGA